AUGAAAUCUCUGCUUCGUCACGAUGAUGCACAACAGGAGAAUCACGAUGGUGGUCUCCUCAUCAACAACCCCACAGCGUUGGCCAUCCAUGAGUGUAAGCUGCUGUGGCCCAACACCCCAGUGCAGUGUGUUGUCUCCCUGGGUACGGGUCGCUAUGAGACCGUCAACAAGAACAACACCACCUCCACCAGUCUCAAAGCCAAGAUCACCAACGUCAUCAGCAGUGCCACCGACACAGAGGAGGUCCACAUCAUGCUGGACGCCCUCCUUCCACCCAACACCUACUUCCGUUUCAACCCCUACAUGAGCGAGGACAUCCCAUUGGACGAGAGCCGCCCGGAGAGGCUGACCUUCCUGCAGGAGGAAGGAACUCGCUACCUGGAGAGGAACGAAGCCAAGCUGAACAAGGCAGCGUCGGUGCUGGCUCUGGAGAAGAGCGCCAUCCAGAGGCUGGCUGAAUGGUGCAAACUGAAGGCCGACAU
This is a messenger RNA of Oncorhynchus masou masou (cherry salmon), 482 nucleotides long. Its product is annotated as calcium-independent phospholipase A2-gamma-like. Lineage: Eukaryota; Metazoa; Chordata; Actinopteri; Salmoniformes; Salmonidae. The annotation marks the transcript as partial. Gene Ontology annotation, biological process: arachidonate metabolic process. Gene Ontology annotation, cellular component: membrane. The record is from RefSeq and is a predicted model, not a curated record. The transcript is spliced from 3 exons.